AUGAGGCUACACGCGCUCCUCCUCACAGCGCUCGUGCUGCGUGCACGCGCCGCCUCCCUCCCAGACAAAACAGACGUCGAGAAGAAACUCACCGACGUCGUCAAAGAGGUUCUCGACAAAGACAAACCAGUAGACAACGUAUCCAGCGAACAAGAGUUAAUCGAUCAGACCAACGUCGUCAAAGAAAUCGAAAACAAUCUCCGCAACAACGCGCAGAUAGCCGACAUCCCCGUCAAAGUUGUCGUCGAAGAUGUCCAACCUUCAGUGAAGAAUGACGGCGACAAGAAGGAGGACAACGAGGUGGCUCCCGCAAGCGAAGAGUCCGCUGAAAUCAAACGUCCAGAAAUCGAUAUCAAAAAUCCAGGUCCACCUCAACACAUGGAGCAUGAUACUCAAAACCCAGAACAUUUCGAGGACGUUCAGCAAGUAGAAGCCCUCAAAGUACAUGCCUUGAACGGCUGGUGGAGGAGCAGUCCACAAUAUGACACCCUACAAAAGGAACUGCAAACAUUGAAAGACAACUUCGAUAGUCAAAUUGUUGAGUUAACCAGUACAAUUCAAAAAUACUGGGGCCAAUCUGCACAACCUUCAGAACCAGAAAAACCUGAAUCUAACGAUUCUGAUCAGAAAGAAAUCGUCAAACUACGAGCGAGUGUGAAGGCUGAUGGUGACACGGCCUCGUCUACAGCCGCUCCGCCAUCCUCUGGAUUCCCGCCAUUCAUUCCUCAGUUCAUCCAGAACUGGUCGCAGCAAUUCACGGAAAACAUCAACAAGCUCAACCAAACAUUUGCCUCGUACGUUAACAACCAAACCAACCAGUUUAACGUUGGUAACGGUAUCAAUAACACGAAUAACGCUAACUGUGGUGGUCCUUUCAGUGGGUUCCUGCCCGGCUCGAACCAGCCAGCUGGCGCGCAGUCGGACGACCCCAGGCCACCAGGCUUAUGGCAGAAUAUACAGAACUUCUUCUCAGGCCAGCCACAGCCCCCUGCCCCCGUGGGCGCCCAGGCGGAUACUCCCCAGGCCCAGCCUAACCGGCCAGUGAUCUCGGCGAUUCAGAACGCGAUUCAAACAGGCGUGAACUACUUGCGUCCCCCGGGCCAAGCGCCGGCACCUCAGCAAUCAGUCAACAGCCAGCCACCGAAGCCGGUGACUCAGGAGGGGAGUAACGCCGUGCCUGUUGAGUCUAAACCGGAGAAUGAGAAGCCAAAGGAGAAACCUGUAGCGCAAGCCCAGCCGGCUCAGCAGGUGACACAGAGUGGACCGAUCAAACAGCUGAUCGGGAACAACCCCAUCGCGCAGGGUAUCGUAGGGGCUGUGCAGAGGAUACAGCACACCAUCAUCCCCGUGAAGCCUAGAGACGAGGAGGUGAAGAAGCCUGUUGACGCAGAGGCGCAGGCCACCAAGGGUGGGUUGUUCUACAAACCUGUAAAACCCAUAAAUAACUCAGGUGCUUCAGUGACUGCGUGGAGCAAUUUCGUCAACAGUCUCAUAGGUACGAUAGGUGCAGUUAUCAACGGGACCACCACAACUAUAUCUACGGCUGUCAACAGUGCUAUCAAUACUAUUGGCACCAAUAUCGAGGGGAUAAUAACAACGACGGGAGCGGGGUAGUGGUCAAGAGUGUGCCUGACUUGGAGAAACAAGAUGUUGAUGCCAAGGAGCCCGUAAAAGAGGAAAUCAAAGACCCCGCGGUCCCCGAAAAGACUGAAUAAGUCGUAGUGUGAUAUAAGC
Messenger RNA from Pectinophora gossypiella (pink bollworm), 1734 nucleotides. RefSeq lists its product as uncharacterized. The transcript has 3 exons. The record is from RefSeq and is a predicted model, not a curated record. NCBI's taxonomy places the organism in Eukaryota, Metazoa, Arthropoda, Insecta, Lepidoptera, Gelechiidae. The coding region runs from base 1 to 1614 and encodes 537 amino acids.